Messenger RNA from Panthera uncia (snow leopard), 3619 nucleotides. It is a transcript of the gene GPATCH11, whose product is annotated as G-patch domain containing 11. The transcript has 9 exons. Gene Ontology annotation, cellular component: kinetochore. Lineage: Eukaryota; Metazoa; Chordata; Mammalia; Carnivora; Felidae. The record is from RefSeq and is a predicted model, not a curated record. Gene Ontology annotation, molecular function: nucleic acid binding. Bases 153 to 947 code for a protein of 264 amino acids.
CCUCCCGCCGCAGGUUUCCAAUCGAUUGCUCGCUAAGAAGCUCGGGUGGGAGCUGAGGCUCAGAAGUCCUGUGCAGGUGGGUGGGCGCAUGCGCAGCGCGCGCUCUCACAAGCCGACCCGGGGCGAGUAGAGCUACCAGAUACUUUUGCCAUAUGAAGUUGAACAUGGCGGAAGAAGAGGACUAUAUGUCUGAUUCCUUCAUUAAUGUCCAACAAGACAUCAGACCAGGAUUGCCAAUGCUGAGGCAAAUCCGAGAAGCUCGUCGAAAAGAAGAAAAGCAACAGGAAGCUAAUUUGAAAAACAGACAGAAGAGUUUAAAAGAAGAAGAACAAGAAAGACGUGACAUUGGAUUGAAGAAUGCACUAGGCUGUGAAAACAAAGGGUUUGCUUUGCUCCAAAAAAUGGGAUAUAAAAGUGGUCAGGCCCUUGGCAAAAGUGGAGGUGGUAUUGUUGAACCAAUUCCUCUCAACGUCAAAACAGGGAAAAGUGGCAUCGGUCAUGAGGCAUUACUGAAGCGGAAAGCAGAGGAAAAACUAGAAAACUAUAGAAGAAAGAUCCACGUGAAAACCCAAGCCGAAGAAAAAGCCGCAGAGCAGUUUCGACUGCGAUUGAAACAUAAGCAGGAUGAAGUGAAGCUGGAAGGGGACCUUAGAAGAAGCCAGCGAGCCUGCCAGCAGUUGGAUACUCAGAAGAAUAUUCAGGUUCCUAGGGAAUCAUGGUACUGGUUGGGGCUUGAAGAGGAAACCGAGGAAGAGGAAGAGGAAGAAAAAGAACACGAUGAAGAUGAAUAUAAGAGUGAAGACUUGAGUGUACUGGAAAAAUUACAAAUAUUGACUGGUUAUUUAAGAGAAGAACAUCUGUAUUGCAUUUGGUGUGGAACAGCCUAUGAAGAUAAAGAAGACCUCUCUUCAAAUUGCCCAGGACCAACUUCUGCAGAUCAUGACUAAGAUUAUUCUCAAUAAAGUAGAAACUUGGAAAAUGUUACUGUUUUCUAAAAAUAAACAAUUGAGCAGUUAGAAUUCCCAAAUUAUGCCAGUUAAAGAAAGAGGGCCUUUUUAUAUGUUUUGUUCUUUUUGUGAUUUUAGAAGCACUUUGUACUUUAUAGUUGUUCAUUGAUUUCAAAAAAAAAAAAAUAACAAUGCUGUUUCAGAACGCAAGUGUUAUAGACAUGGGCAAACACAAUUUGUGACUCUGUUGUGAUGCUAUGGGGCUCAAGGACACCAACAGGUAACUCCCUCAUUCCUCUCUUCACUUUGGAACAAAGUGAGAAGUAAGACAUGGGAGUCAGAGAGAGAUUAACAUGUCAGCUUUAUUAUAAGUGACGUUGAGAUAGAGAGCAAGGUUGACUUGUUCUCCUAUUAGGCUCCCUAAAAUAUCUCCCUGACUGGACACAACUACAGACCUCUGCCUUGCCGGGGAUGGAGCCUACCUUUGCCUUCUGAGAGCAUUUAGCUUUCAAGGAGAGAGGACCCACCAGGGGCGGGGCCACACAUGCUAAGUUCCUUCUCCCAAAAUCACAUCUCAGAUAAGACACUUCUCUGUGGAGAGGGAAUGAACGACGGUUCACAGAGCUUGCUCCCAUACUUCUCUCUCCCAAGGCGCAAGAAAAAGUCCCUUCCCUCCAUGCAGAUAGGAGGAAGGAAAAGCAUUCCCCUCAAUACGACUGAUGUCAGGCGAUGUUCCAUUAACACUACUUCAUUCUAGCCAAUUUCAGAAACAAAAUAAUUAUGAUACUUGUGGGAAAAUCAUGAGUUUUCAUGACAGUGUGUAUAUCCACUAUAAGUGAAGAUUGCAAAUUUUAGCUAAAGAAACUUUAGAAUUGGAAGUAAUCUUAACUAUCAGGUUAUCCAAGUACUUCCUAAAUUUGGGAGCCCUUGGACAACAUUCCCAGCAGUUUGCAAUCUAACCUCUGCCUUUAUUUCUCCAGCCACAGAGAGCUCACUGCCUUAAAAUGGAUUGUUCCAUUGCUGGGUAGCUAUAAGUGAUUUUUAAAGUUUUUUUUCUAAAAUCUGCUUCUCUAUAAUGUCACCACAUAUAGCUAAGGACAUACCAUGUAGCACACCUCUAGAUAUCUUCAGACAAAAUUGGGCAUCAAAAAUCAUGAACUUUUUUUAAAGUUCACAAGCUCAGGUACCACCCCUAGUGAUUUUGAUUCGGCUAGUCUAGGGUAGUUUCUAGAUAUCUGUAUUUGUAUAAAGUGCUAAGAAUACAUCUGAUAAGCACCUGUGUGUUAGGACUAGUGCUACAGGUUAAAUACAGAGCACUGUUACAUUCUUGGGGAUCCAGUUUUAUAGCUAACCUCUCUCUCAGUACCACUGAGCAAGAGAUCAGCCUCUUUUAUUAGAAACAGUAUACACAAGAACAGAGCAAAAGCAUAACCUGUAUUUGCAUAAGUUAAGAUAAUCAAUAGCACAACUUGUAUCAGCCUUUGCCCUAAUAUAACCUAAUUCAUUUGUUGUCAAGUUUAGCUUGGGGAGCUUUAAAAAUGAUAAUACAAGGGGUGCCUGGGUGGCUCAGUCGGUUAAGUGACUCUUCAUCAUCACAAUUUCGUGAGUUGAAGCCCCACAUCAGGCUCUGCGCUGACAGUUUCCCAUCGGCAGAGGUUCUGAUGUAAUUGGUCACUGUGGCCUGAGCGUGACCACCUUUGACUCUGAGAUGCAGCAAAACUUGAGAAUCACUACACUAGUUAACUUCUGGGUGGGCCUCAGUUCUUCUUCAUUUCAUCCAGAAAAUGAAGCAUUAUUUUUAUGAAUAUAAACACACAUAUAAAAUACUAGAGCUUAUACUGUUGUAUAAUAGUAUUAAAUAUUUACUUUUUCACUUAACAAUAAAAUUGUAUUAGUAGCUGAAACAAAGGAGUUCAUCUUUCCUGGGAAUUACAGUCAGAUACUCUCCCGUCAUUUCAGCCAGUAUACUGACAUCCAUGCAGUCAUUCCCAAAGCCAUGUGGGUUGUUUCAGAUGGAAUGGAGUUAGUCACCAGCUUCCAUUUCUACUACUGUGGGGACAACCAUCCACCUGCCUAAUGGCCAAGAAUAUUUUUAAUACGUUCAUGCUCAGAAUACGGGAAUAACUUUGAUAGAAUCCAUGACUCCACCAGAUUUGUGGUUCACAUUUCCAGGUCAAGGCUUAAAACUAGGCUUACCUUGGAGAGUGGGAAACAUUCCUUAUUCUUAUCCAUUGACAAUUAAAAAUACAGGCUUCCAGGGCGCCUGCGUGGCUCAGUCAGUUAAGCGUCCAACUAUUGAUUUUGGCUCAGGUCAUCAUGAAAUGGAGCCCUGCAUCUGGCUCUGCACUGACAUCACAGAGCCUGCUUGGGAUUCUCUCUCCCUCUCUCUCUGUUCCUCCCUGCUUGUACUUUCUUUUCCUCUCAAAAAUACAUAAUAAACUUAAAAAAAAAAAAUACAUGGGGCGCCUGGGUGGCGCAGUCGGUUAAGCGUCCGACUUCAGCCAGGUCACGAUCUCACGGUCCGUGAGUUCGAGCCCCGCGUCAGGCUCUGGGCUGAUGGCUCGGAGCCUGGAGCCUGUUUCCGAUUCUGUGUCUCCCUCUCUCUCUGCCCCUCCCCCGUUCAUGCUAUGUCUCUCUCUGUCCCAAAAAUAAAUUAAAAAAAAAAAAAAUAC